Messenger RNA from Pocillopora meandrina, 4173 nucleotides. The record is from the annotation of a GenBank genome assembly. Lineage: Eukaryota; Metazoa; Cnidaria; Anthozoa; Scleractinia; Pocilloporidae.
AUGUCCAACGCUUUUAAUUUCGUAUUCGUCAGUAUCUGUGUACUUGAGGCAGUCGUAAUCAUUGUUGGAAACGCUCUCACCUUCUGUGUCUUCUGGUCUCAAAGACCACGUCUCAAGGGAACUUAUUAUAUUUUAAUGAACCUCGCUGUUUGUGACUUUCUGGUGGGAUUAACAGAGACUAUUAUUCUAGCAUGCUCGGAAAAGUUUCGGGAAACUACUGCACCAAACCGUAGUAGAGGAGAAAACGGUUAUGGUUUUUGGCAGGGAUUCCAGACCUUUUCCUCUAUCACGUCGGUGUUUUUUCUUGCACUAAUUUCGCUGGAACGGGUUUACGCUGUGUUAUAUCCUCUGCGCCACCGCGUAGCAAACACAAGUGCUUAUAUUUACAGUAUCAUUGUUGUGUGGGCACUCGGAAUUUGCUUGGCUGGGAUAAUUUUUUUGAAAAUCUACUACGCAAAAGUAAACGAGAUAGCUUUUGUUUUAUCGACUCACUUGAGCCUAUUUAUUGCUCUGCUGAUUACCUGUGCCAGUUACAUCACGAUACGCUAUCGAUUGCGCAGAACAGCAUCAUCAUCUGAGUUAGUAGAGGGCCGUAUCCACAACCAAUUCAGUGUAGAACACAGCUUGCGUCUUUCCAGAACACUUCUCGUGGUAGUUGCUGUGUCGCUGAUUCUUUGGCUACCGGCGUUUUUCGUGUAUACCGCGAGAGUUUUUUGUCUGAGAUGCAUUCCUGAACCUGCAGUAUGGGUCGUAAAAACCUUGCAUUUGGCAAACUCCAUGGUGAAUCCAUUCGUUUACAGCUUUAAGAUGACGGUUUUUAAAGAUGCAUUGAAAAAAAUGUGGAGAAAACGAAGAGCAAACAUUGAAAUUGUAAGACCUGUUUCUGUAGAAUUGCAGUGAGGGCAACUCUCCCGGUGGUUUCAAGAAAGUAUCAAAAUAAGAUCUGUUUGAUCAAGGUUUCUUAGACGUAUUACGCAAGUUCCAGUAUAAGCGUUCUUCUUUCUUUCAUGUAACUAGUCAAGUUCCUCUCGAAUUCAACAGUGAAUUUACUGGCGCGCAUUUACUGAACUUUGCAUUUACGGAAAGCAAUCUUCCUUUCGUAUUUUAGAUUCCAAUCAGUCUUCUAAAAUCUAGUCCUGGUUUCUCUAAAACGAAGCUUUGUUUUCAACCGCAUAUAAGGACCUUGUUACCUUUUUUGUCUGAUGUUCAAAUUUUACUGUUUAUUUUUCACGGUAUUUAACGUAUAACUUCAACACGGAAUUAACCACGGAAUCUCCCUCCUUUAGUUCUUAGCAGUUUUUUAAAUUUUUUAUAACAAAUCAUCAAAGAAACCGGUUGUUAUUUAUCUUCAGGACAAGGAGGAAGGGGGGGGGGGGGGGGGGAAUAAGGUCAGGGCAAAAUCUGGCUCUGUAAUGUUCUAAUAAUUCCUCCCUCAUUGGCAGUCAAUUUCCUAAAAUCCCUUAUACUCUGUUGGCGACGACUGAUCCCCUCUCUGUCCCCCCCUGAAAACCAUGUGAUUCUCACCUAAAUCCUAAGACUCCCCACGAAGACUAUUCCCUUACCUAUCUCGUACCCAGAUCCUACCGCGUAAGUGAAAUGUAGGAUCUUACAACCGCUUGGCCGUGGAAGGUUUGGAUACAAGACGAGUCCCUCCCUUUCUUGAGGCUGAAUAUGUUAACUAAUCUAAACGUGUCUAUUUUCCUUAAGGCAUGUCCUUAAGGAGUCAUCAGUUGAGGUGUGCUGUAAGCCUUUUUAAAACCUCUUAGGGUAGCUAGCAUCUAAUUUCUGCUCACGCUAUUACUGGCGAAUCAAACAUUGAGGUUAUGAGAGUAACGGAAAUUAUUACCAGCAGCUGAACGCUAUUAGCUUGGUUCUUAAACAAAUUCUCUAAGUCGUUAUAAAGUAAAUGAAUAGAAGAUGAAGAGUAUUGAAAACAUGCAGAGUAAAUUUACAGUGUCAUGGGUUAAGGAACUGUCAAAGGUGAAGUUAGAAGGUAAACCUAAGAAAUUGUUUCUUUAAGUUAAGCACACGUAUUGCGGAAGCGCCGUGUUCUUAAUCUUGGAUGUGGUUUCACUGGGAUUGAUUCAAAAUGAAACAGCAAUCGAAAAUAAAAAAAUAAAAAAACAAAAAAAAAACAAGAUGGUGUGAUGUCAUACAUGCGUAAUGAGGCCAGUGAUUUUGAAAAACAGAUCUUGAAGGAGUCUGUUGUUAUUCCAUCUUCGAAUUCAGCGAUACAAGUAUCAUAUGAAAUGGCAGCGAUAACUACUGGCAGGGGGGAGGGGGUUAAGUAGUCUCUUGCCCAGACCUUCCACGGCCCUACAAUUAAAGUUACACGAGAGGAUCUGGGUACGAGAUAAGGGUUUUAAGAGAACAUUAUGAGCUUCCCUUCGGUUAUACUUAACCCACCUGAACUCAGCCCCCGCAAGUGGAAGGCGUCUGGAGGAUUGACCUUAUUUCCGUACCACAAGGGGGAAGAAAACUCCAUAGAUGAUUUUUGUUAGUCUCAGCAUUUCGAAAAUUUCCAAAGGAAAAAAAAACUUGGCUACUUUUAACGUAUUAUAAAAGCUAAUCAGGUUAAAUAUAACGGCUUCCGUGUACAGUUAGGCUAAGCCUAUGCAAACAGGAAGCAAAACAAAAAGAAUAGAAAAACAACAUCUGUGCACCUGCCUCUGCGUCCGUUUUUGAUCUUUAAAUUGAUUGCCUUUUGGCAUUCAAUUUUAGAAAGCUGGCAUGUGUUUGAUUAACAACGACUUUUGUUUUAAAACGUUUGUUCUCCGUUGUUGGAGAAGUAAUGAGUUUAUUAAUUGCACUUGGGUGUAUUUUUUCGAUGAUGAGAUGAUAUAUAAUGGAUUAUUCUGUGACCAACUUUCGCUUUGAGCGUUUCAUUAUUUUGCUAAUAAGUAAUUCUAAUAUUUUAAUCUCCAGGAAUGUAUUUCCACUCUUUCCACGUACACAUCUAGUUUACGUGAUGUAAAAUCUUUCUUGUUGAACCAUAAUUCGUCGCUUGAGUUUAAACCGAGUGUUUGUUUAGUUUUGCUAUGCUCCUGUCAACAGAAGUUUCAUUGUUUGUGAUAGGCGUGGUUCGCCAACCUGUAUUGGAGACUUUGAAGAACCUUUAGAUAAAUAAUAAUUUCCUUAUUCUGUUCAUAAUUGUUUACACAAAAUUUCUUGUAAAAAUAAGGGACGAAAGUGUUUCUACUGAAAAUUUAUCGGCCUCUGGGGAAGAAACAGCAGAAAGACAAAAUGUCCAAGGAAGUCGCUUUGAUAUUCAUUGCUAUCUACGUAGUUGAAGCAGCAAUCAUCGUCAUUGGAAACACUUUCACUAUUUUUGUCUUUUGGACUCAACGAUUCCGUCUUAAACGAACUUGUUACCUUUUGAUUAACCUUGCAGUUUGUGACUUACUCGUGGGAAUAACAGAGCCGAUCAUUCUCGGUGUCUCAAAGUUCCAAGGAAUGACUGCAGCUGGACGAAGAAAAAAAGGGAAUAUGAAGAAUUUGUGGAGCCUUUUGUUUACGUCUACCCAAGUCCUCGCCUUUUCCACGUCGGUGUUUUUCCUAGCGCUUAUCUCGCUUGAACGUGUUUAUGCAGUCUUGUGGCCUCUUCGUCAUCGCGUAGCAAAGACAUCUCUUUACAUUUCCAGCAUUAUUUUAGUUUGGGCCGGUGGACUUUGUUUGGGUGGAAUGUCUUUGAUGGAGUUGUACUACCCAGCUGUAAAGAGAAGAAAUGUCGUUGUCGCCACUAGCAUAUCUCUUUUCAUUUCUCUGGUGAUUAUUUGUGCCAGCUACUUCACGAUCCGAACUCGAUUGCGAAGUAGGAAACCAGCAUCUGGAUUAAUGGUCCAGCGCAACCAACAGUUCGUAGAAAAGAGCUUGCGACACUCAAGGACAUUUUUUGUAGUAGCUACUGUGUCGCUGGUUUUUUGGCUACCAGCAUUUGCUGUGAACAUUACGAAAGAGUUCUGCUUAUGCUUUCCUGCACCAGUGAUUUGGUUUGCAAGUGCUCUGCGUUUGGCAAACUCUAUGGCAAAUCCGUUUGUGUACAGCCUGAGGAUGCCUCUUUUUAAGGAUGCAUUAACAAAGCUCUCGAGAAGGCGUGAAAGAAACUUUGAACUAAGAUCUGUCCGCAAAAGUAUCGCUGCAAACGUGAAUCAAGGGCCAUCUGAAAUGUUGUAG